Messenger RNA from Penaeus indicus, 546 nucleotides. Its product is annotated as gastrula zinc finger protein XlCGF71.1-like. Gene Ontology annotation, molecular function: DNA-binding transcription factor activity; RNA polymerase II cis-regulatory region sequence-specific DNA binding. The coding region runs from base 1 to 546 and encodes 181 amino acids. Gene Ontology annotation, biological process: regulation of transcription by RNA polymerase II. Lineage: Eukaryota; Metazoa; Arthropoda; Malacostraca; Decapoda; Penaeidae. The transcript is spliced from 3 exons. The record is from RefSeq and is a predicted model, not a curated record.
AUGGUUUGGCUGAGGCGAUUCAAGUUUCGAAGAGUAACAUCUCAUGCUCCUGUGGUGUUCAAUGGUGUCCGAGUCAGAAUGGCGUUCACAGUUUGUCCCUCGUUAGGUCUCUCGGAGAUAACUGAGCGUCGCCCGCAGAGUUCAGGUGCCCUUUGUACGUCCGCAGAAGAGAAACCUUUCACCUGUGAGAUUUGCGGUAAGGCCUUCUCUAAGAAAGGUACUCUGGUAAGGCACAUAGGAGUACAUACGAAGGAAAAGCCAUUCAGCUGUGUGAUUCAGCCGUGUGAUUUGCAGCAAGGCCUUCUCUGUGAAAGCACAUGGGAGUACAUAGAAGGGAGACGCCAUACAGCCGUGAGAUUUGCAACAAGGCAGUCUCAGACAGUAAGGCAUAUCAGAGUACAACCAAAUGAGAAGCCAUUCAGCUGUGAUACUUGUAACAGGGCAUUCUCUCAGAAAUCUAAUCUAGUGACUCAUACGAGAGUGCGUACAAAGGGGAAGCCAUACAACUGUGAUAUUUGGAAUAAGACCUUCACAUACAAAAACUGA